Molecule: messenger RNA, 5226 nt
Organism: Anopheles cruzii
Lineage: Eukaryota; Metazoa; Arthropoda; Insecta; Diptera; Culicidae
Gene: Oseg2
Product: intraflagellar transport protein 172 homolog
Exons: 4
Coding region: 1-5226 (1741 amino acids)
Biological process (GO): intraciliary transport
Cellular component (GO): intraciliary transport particle B; axoneme; ciliary basal body
Molecular function (GO): protein binding
Source: RefSeq, a predicted model, not a curated record
AUGCAGCUAAAAUUUAUGAAAACUAUCGUCGAAGCACAGGACCACCUGUACCGUGUCGCUGGGCUUUGUUGGUCCCCGAACAACCAGAAGCUGGCGGUAGCUACGGCCGACCGUACCAUACUGUUGUUCGAUGAGCAGGGCGAACGGCGGGACAAAUUCGCGACGAAAGCGAGCGACGCGAACGCCGGCAAAAACUCGUACGUUAUCCGGGGCAUUGCAUUCAGUCCGGACUCCAGCCGGCUGGCGGUGGCCCAGAGCGACAGUAUGGUGUACGUGUACAAGCUGGGCGAGCAGUGGAACGAGCGGAAGGUGAUCUGUAACAAGUUCCCGCAGGGGGCGGCCGUAACGUGCGUCACCUGGCUGGCCGGAGGGCUGAUAGUGGCCGGGCUCGAGGACGGGAAGGUGCGCGCGCUGUACAGCAAAAACAACAAGUCCAAAACGCUGUACGGCACCGACAGUAUGGUGGUGGCGUUGGCCCAAAACUCCAAGGGCAGCGGGGUCCUGUCGGGCCACGAGGAUGGCUCCGUGGUGCGGUUCCAUCUGGUGGAGGAACCGGGCGAAACGACGGGCCGAAUGCUGCAACACCCGGUCGCUCCGGUUGCCCUGGCCUGGCCCCAAGGUGGCAUCGUCGUGGCCGGGUGUGAUAAGAAGAUUUGCUUCUACGAUCUGCAGGGUCGUCCGGUGCGGACUUUCGACUACGCGCGCGACGAGACCGAACGAGAGUUCACCGUCGCCGGAUCAAGUCCCAACGGGCAAGCGGUGGCCGUCGGGAGCUUCGACCGGUUGCGGAUCUUUAGCUGGAGCCCGCGGCAGAACGCCUGGACGGAGUCGCUCUGCAAGACCAUCCCAAAUCUGUACAGCGUAACCGCGGUCUGUUGGCGCAAGGAUGGCUCCCGGUUGGCCGUGGGCUCCCUGUGUGGUGCGGUCCUAGCGUACGAGUCGGUUCUGCGGCGCACCAUCUGGCAGGACAAGUUCGAGCUAACGUUCGUGGCCCCGAGCCAGGUGCUGCUGCGGUCGCUUCAUGAGCCCAUCACGACGAUGCUGGUCGAAUCGCAGCUGGGGCUCGAAAUCGACGAUAUCCGGAUCAUGGGCAAGGACGGCUACCUGGUUGGCCGCACCGAAGACUCACUGAUCCUGUGCGAUCUGACACGCUCAUUGACGAGCGAAAUACCCUGGAUCGCCACCGGUCGGCACGAGCGGUUCUACUUCGAGAACCCAACGGUGGCGCUCAUCUUCAACGCGGGCGAGCUGUCGCUGGUGGAGUACGGCGAGCACUACAUUCUGGGCUCGGUGCGCACCGAGUUCGUCAAUCCACACGUCAUCUCGGUGCGAUUGAACGAGCGGGGCAACACGCGCAACAACAAGAAACUGGCCUACCUGCUGGACAUGAAAACGGUGUGCGUCGUGGACCUGAUUCUGCAAUCGACGAUUGCGCAGAUCUCGCACGACUCCAAGAUCGACUGGCUCGAGCUGAGCGAAACCGGGCAUAAGUUGCUGUUUCGCGACCGCAAGAUGCGCCUGGUGCUGGUGGAUGUCGGUGGUGGCCAGAAGCAGACGCUACUGUCGAAGGUUGCUUUCGUGCAGUGGGUACCGUCCAGUGAUGUGGCCGUCGCCCAGUCCGACACCAAUCUGGCCGUUUGGUACAACAUCGACCUACCGGAGCACGUCACAAUUCUACCGGUGCGCGGCGACGUGGUGGAUGUGUUGCGCGAGGACGGACGGACGGAGAUCAUUACCCGGGAGGCCGCCUCCGAGCACGUGUACCCCCUAGACGAGGGCUUGGUCGAGUUCGGGACGGCCGUCAACGAUAGCGACUUCGGGCGGGCCGUUUUCUAUCUCGAGUCGCUGGGCGAUCGGCCCGCGGCGAAGGCGAUGUGGCACAACCUGGCCAACAUUGCGCUGGCGCAGCAGAACCUGCGUGUGGCGCAGCGCUGUUAUGCGGCCCUCGGGAACGCUUCGAAGACAUUCUACAUCGGCGAGAUGAUCACCAUCGCCGAACGGUACGAGGCAACGACCGGGCCCGGAAUGAGUUGUCCGGAGGUGCGCGCAAUGAUGGCCCUUUUGGGAGGUGAUCUAAGGACCGCCGAACGAAUCUACAUCGAGCAAGGUGACAUUGAGGCGGCCCUGGCCAUGUACACGAAGUUGCGCCGCUGGGAUGAUGCGAUAAAGCUAGCCGAACGUCGCGGUUACCACGGGCUGGCAGAGUUGAAGGAGUCCCAGAUGGAGUUCCUGCUCACCACCGGCCAGGAGGAGAAGGCCGGUGAAGUGCUGGAGGAGCGCGGUGAGAAGGACAAAGCGAUGACCCUGUACAUGAAGGCCAACAAACCGGUGAAGGCGGCAAAGCUUGCCCUCAAGACGCCGCACCUGCUGGCGAACGAAAAUCUCGUCACUCGCGUGUCCGCUUCGUUGAUCAAAGCCGAACUCUACGAACUGGCGGCCGAGCUGGCCAACAGGACAGGACAGCAGCAGAACGCUAUCGCCCUGUACCGGAAGGGUGGUGCCUAUGCGCGGGCCAUCGAGAUGGCACGCUACGUUUCACCGGACGAGGUGACCAGUCUGGAGGAGGAGUGGGGUGACUGGUUGGUCGGCAAGCGCCAGCUGGACGCCUCCAUCAGCCACUACAUCGAGGCCGGCUGUACGGUUAAAGCGCUGGAAGCGGCCGUCGGAGCAAAGCAGUGGCGGAAGGCCGUACAGAUUGCGAAGGUGGUCGACGAUCCGGAAGAGAUUCGGAAGUACGCCGUCGAGCUAGCCGAACACCUGUGCGUUGUGGGGGACGUAAAGUCUGCCGAGGACCUGCUGGUGCGUGCGGAACUGUAUCGGGAAGCAGUGCAACUGCUGAACCGUCACGGGCAGUGGGAGAAGGCGUUCGACAUUGCCGACCGUUUCCUGCCCGCAGCCGACGUGCGUGAGAUGUUUGUCGACCUGGCGAAAGGACUGGAGCGUGACGGGAAGUAUCGGGACGCCGAACGGGUCCUGCUGACGGUUAGCGAACCGGACCUGGCCAUCAAUAUGUACAAGGAGCUCGAACUGUACGAUUCCAUGAUCCGCCUCGUGGAACGCUACCACAAGCCGCACCUGGAGCAGACACACCUCGAGCUAGCCCGUCAACUGGAAACGAAAGGGCGGCUGAAGAAUGCGGAGGUGCACUUCCUGGCGGCGGGCGACUGGAAGGCAGCGGUCCACAUGUACUGUCAGGCGGGCAAGUGGGAGGAAGCGCACCGCGUGGCCAAACAGAACGGUGGCAAAGGAGCCCCGGAGCAGGUGGCUUUUAUGUGGGCCAAGUCGCUCCCGAUCGAGGGUGCCGCUCGAUUGCUCACGAAGAUGGCCCUGCUCGAUAGCUGCGUGGCGUACGCAUGCGAAGCGGGUCAGUUCGAUUUUGCGCUCGACCUGUGCCGGGCCAGUGGUCGCCCAGCCGAUGAGGUGCACCUGAAGAUUGCGAUGGCUCUGGAGGACGACGGCAAAUUCACCGAAGCCGAGGCCGAGUUUCUGCUCGCGAACAAACCACGCGAAGCGAUCAUGAUGCACACGCACAGUGGCGACUGGAAGUCGGCCCUUCGUGUGGCCGAGCAGUACCUGCCGGAGGCGCUGCAUGAGGUGCUGCUGGGACAAGCGAACGCGGCGCUCGAAGCUCGCAACUAUCCGGAGUACGAGGCGCUCAUGAUCCGCGCGGACCGGCCCGACCUCAUACUGGCAUACUACCGCGAGCACAACAUGGUGGCCGAUGCGUUGCGUAUCGCCAAGGAGUACGUGCCCGGGGCGGUGCCCGAGUUGCAGAAAUUGUACGCCCGGGUCAGUCGAGGAGCCGGCGGUGAGUCGAGCGAUUCGCGCUAUCUGCUCCAGAAAGCGUCGGAAUACGCACGGAACGAGGAGUUCCGUCGGGCGGCCGAGUGCUUGCUGCAGAUCGGAGAAUCGAAUGCCGACGAACCGACGGUGACGAGGGCGAUGCUGCGAGCCGCCGAGAUUUGUAACCAGUUUCUUAAGGGACCGGAUGCGCUCGACAUUGCCCGCGAGCUGGGACCGCGUCUGGCGGAAAUCAACCAGAUUGGACCGGCCGCACAGCUGUAUCUGGCGGCCGAGCUACCACAGGAGGCGGUGGACGUGUUCAUUCGCACCGACAACUGGAGCAAGGCGCGCCGGUUGGCCGAAGUAAUCGAUCCCCAGCUGGUGGCGUACGUCGAGGAGCAGCAAAAGUCCCGGCUGCGCAACCAGGGCAAUGUGGAACAGCUGGCCGACAUCGACAUGGCCGGGGCGCUAGAUUUGCUGGCCGAGCAGGGCCAGUGGGUGCGGUGCAUCGAGAAGGCGAAACACCACAGUGUUCCGGUGCUCCAGAAGUACCUGGCACAGUACGCGGCGCAGCUCAUCCGCGACGGCGACUGUGUGGCCGCCCUGAACCUGUACCUCGAGCACGGCGUUCCGCCGGUCAGUGCGAACUACAACAUCUACAACCGUAUCGCGCUAGAGUGUUUUGCGUUGCGCGAACCGGACGGUCUCGGAGUGUGGAAGAACCUGCGCCACUUUCUGCUCAACCUGGUGCAGGCGGUGCGCGGUGCGGACCAGGGCGAACCGGAGGUGAUCGAUCGAUUCGAGCAACUGCUCAUCGUGGCGCAUUACUACGCGACGCGUGCGGCUUGCCGACAAGCACCAGCACUGCAGUCCAUCGCAGUCAAGAUCUCGGUGGCGAUGCUCCGCUACACGGACGUGAUCCCGUGCGACAAGGGUUACUUCGAGGCCGGAAUGGAUCUGCGCGGGAUGGGCCGCGAGUCGGAAGCGUUCGUCAUCCUGAACCACUAUCUGGACGUGUGCGAGGCGAUUGAGGAGGGUUCCGGCAACCUGGUGGACCACUCGGAUCUGUCGGCCACGGACUUCCCGAGCUCGGUGCCGAUCCCGGCCGAACUGCACCUGAAAAACGAGCAGCAGCUGCACGAGGAGAUCCGCGAAUGGGUGUUGGCCGUCAGCAUGGACCAGAAGGUCGACCAGGUGCUACCGGCCGACGAUCGCAAUCUGUACGAGUCGAGCCUCGGACACUCGGAUCAGGCGUGCCUGGUGAGCGGCUAUCCGGUUAUGGGCCGCCAGCCGGUCGUGUUUCAGCGGACGCACCGAUCGGCGAACCGGGACGCGUGGAGCAAGCUGACUGUGGCCGCUCGAAUGGCACCGCAGACCGACAUACCGAGCGUGAUCGAGUUCAUCGAAAAGUGGUGCGGACCGGCCAAUUUCCUUUCCGGUUAG